UGCGCCAGAACAUUUUCAGUUGAGGAGCUCACAGAUCAUCGCAGGAGAAAAAGGAGCGUUGUGCCACGCGGAUGAUAUUCUAGUGUUUGGCAAAGACAAAGUGGAACAUGACGAACGGCUACAGCAGGUGCUUAAAAGAAGGGAGAAGGCUGGCCUGAUUCUCAAUGAAAAAUCGCCCCCUGGCAGGUGAAGGAAAAGCCGCACCUCAUUAUAAGCCACAUGGUUCAAAGUGUGGGAAAAAAGUAGCGGCUUAUAGUCCGCAAAAUACGGUGUACCACGGAGCCUGACACCCACAGAGGUACAAUAUGCCCAGAUUGAAAAAGAGGCUCUUGCAGCAACGUGGGCCUGUGAACGACUCAGCUCAUACCUGCUAGGUUUGGAGUUCACAGUGAGAACCGACCACAAACCUCUGGUCUCCCUCUUAGGUUCUCGGGCCUUAGACGAUCUACCACCAAGAAUCCUAAGAUUCAGGCUCAGACUGCUGAGGUUCAACUACAAAAUUAUUCAUGUCCCUGAUAAACUUCUUGUCACAGCAGAUGCUCUUUCCAGAGCUCCUCAAGGACUGGAGGACAGAGAAGCCAAUAGCAGCUUGCAGCAGGAAUGUUGUAUGUAUGUUGACCACAUCCUUCAACAACUACCUGCCACAAAAAGUAAAUUGGCUCACAUCAUGGACAUUCAGAGCACCGACAGCGUUUGUAAACAGCUGAAAACAUUUACUGAAAACGGCUGGCCCUCCAACAGGAGGAACGUCCCAGAGCACCUUCUUCCGUUUUGGCCUGAAAGGACUGAUCUUCAUCUGGCCUUCUCAAAGGCAAGAUGACUUUGAUUCCAGCAUGCAUGCAGACAGACAUGUUGGACAGGUUGCAUGAAGGCCAUCAGGGGGUGACUAAAUGUGUGGCACGUGCACAAGAAUCCCUGUGGUGGCCGGGGAUAACACGACAGAUCAAAGACAUGGUGGAAAGAUGUGAAAUCUGCUGCCAGUUUUCACAAACAAAGACAGAGCCACUGAUGACUACGCCUCUACCACCACGCUCGUGGCAAAAAGUAGCGGUUGAUAACUUUCAGUGGAAAAACAGCCAUUAUAUUGUGGAUGUGGACUGCUUCUCCCGAUACAUCGAAGUAGCCAACCUUCCAUCUCUCACAACAGCUACAACGGUGGAGCGGCUGAAGGUGAUCUUUGCAAGAUUAGGCAUGCCGGAAUGCCUGGUGACAGACAAUGGCCUGCAGUUUGCUUCCUCGGACUUUAGCUCGUUUGCCCAGGACUAUGGUUUCCGGCAUGUGACCAGUAGCCCUCGUUACUCUCAGAGCAACGGGGAAGCAGAGAGAGUCGUCCGGACGGUCAAACAGCUGCUCAGUAAAAGUCCAGACCCUCAGAGGGCUCUCUUAGCCUACAGAGCUAUGCCGUUAGCUCAUGGACUGAGUCCAGCUCAACUGCUGAUGGGGAGGCGGAUAAGGUCCACGGUUCCCACCACAGCACAGGCGUUGAAUCCAGCCUGGCCGAACCUUGGAGCCUUCAGGAAAAGGGAUAAAGAGUUGAAGGAGAGGCAGAAGAAUUUGUUCGAUAGGAGGCACAAGGCCAAAGACUUACCAGUUCUGAUUCCAGGCCAAAAAGUGUAGAUCAGAGCAACACAGUCCACAGCUACGGUCCAGGGUCCGGCCUCAACCCCAAGGUCUUAUGUAGUGGAAACCGAGCAAGGGAGUUUUAGAAGAAACAAGGUUCACCUGACUGUACUCCCUGAGACCGAUCUGCCUUGCUCUGAGGAGCCGGUGUCAGACCUGACACAGAGACUCCUGGGUACCACAGUGUAACGGUAUGGUCCACUGUACCAUUGAAAAGGGGGGAUAUGUAACGGUAUGAAAUGACUGUUUUCCACCAAAAGUCAUUUUCCCCCUCUCCUCUGACACAGAACUAGACUGCAUGAGAUAUGGCCUCAAGGUCUCAUGCAUUGGUUAUAACUGCUUCUUUCCAGCUCAAGAGAAGAAGGAAGAAUGGACUCUGUCCUUUUAAUAAAUCAAAGAACUCUAUUUUAAUAAGCUAAUCAAACAAAGUGUUAGUCAUUAAAUAAGAUGUGACCAAUCUAAGAAAUCUAAACAAUUACUUUAUUAUAAUCCUAUAAAAUAUAAUAAGUAAUAUGACUUUAAAUGUUCCUCUAGGACUGAUCUCACAUAGCGUUAAAAGACAUGACACAUUGCAUUCACUGAUCCAAUCAGAAUCUGCCAGAUCUGACAGAGGCGUGGUUUUGGUGGUGCUUGGUAAAUCUGUCAACUUUUCAUUCGACCAUAAACCAAAACAUCCGAAGUAUAAAACUAUGCCCACGUCAUCUUUAACGCCAGUUCAAAGCGUUCUAGAGAAGUUGUCGGAGUGGCCAAUCCGUAACUUUCCUCUUCAGCCAAAAGAACCAACGACAAGCUGGAUAAGAUCUGUUGCUGUUCCAACUGCUGCAACAGUUCCUUUCAGAAUAAAAGUUGAACCAUCAUG
Messenger RNA from Nothobranchius furzeri (turquoise killifish), 2479 nucleotides. NCBI's taxonomy places the organism in Eukaryota, Metazoa, Chordata, Actinopteri, Cyprinodontiformes, Nothobranchiidae. The record is from RefSeq and is a predicted model, not a curated record.